Sphaeramia orbicularis (orbiculate cardinalfish) is the source of this 3676-nucleotide messenger RNA. It is a transcript of the gene rtn2a, whose product is annotated as reticulon 2a. The coding region runs from base 363 to 1862 and encodes 499 amino acids. Gene Ontology annotation, biological process: neuron differentiation; brain development; endoplasmic reticulum tubular network formation. Lineage: Eukaryota; Metazoa; Chordata; Actinopteri; Kurtiformes; Apogonidae. The record is from RefSeq and is a predicted model, not a curated record. The transcript is spliced from 11 exons. Gene Ontology annotation, cellular component: endoplasmic reticulum membrane; postsynaptic density; neuron projection.
UUUCAUUCUGUCUUUCACUGUGUAUGUACUGUGUAUGUUGUGUCAUAUAUUAUUCAUAGAUUGUUAUUCCUUCUCUCACAGCCCAUCCCUCAAAAAUGCCAGGUUUUAAAUCACACAAGGAGGAGUUUAAGGUGGGUAAAGCAUAGUGAUGGAGGAGCAGAUGCAGAGGGGAGGAUGUGGAGUGAGGCAGGGCGGGGCUGCUGAGUGACGGAGAGGGAGGAAGCUGCUCGGCAACAUACGACCAAGGAACAGAGGCAGGAGGAGGAAGAGAGGGAGUAUCACCACAGGACGUGAGCGCCGGCAGCAGAGGAGGGAGGGGGGGGCUUCCAGACUGGAUGGGCCCAGCGAUGCCUUGAUGGAGUAUGGGCCAGGUUUUAGGAUUCUCCCACUGCCAGGAAUAUGGCUCAGUGGCAUCCACACCAGACUCAACCCCUCCAUGCACAGAUGGCGGAAAUGAGGAGUCUGAGAUGUACGAGCUGCAGACGGCCAGGGAAUGGUCUGAAGAUGAGGAGGGAGCAUCUGGAGAUCCAGAUGAUGAUGAGGGACUGGCAUCGUCCCCGUCCAUCUGGGGCACGCCACGUCAGAACUCCUUCGAGUUGACUUUCUCUUACAUCGCCAUCGCAGAGGCCGAGGCAGUGGGAGCCUCACGACAUCUCCGUGACCGACGCAGCAGAGGUGGCUCUCGGAGCAGCCGCACCCCUUUAAUCCGCACAGACACCCUGGAAACUCUUCUAGACUCCCCCGAUGUAGACUGGGACCCGCAGGCCUUCCUCAGUCGAGAGGAAGAAGAGGACACGUCAGAAAGGAGAGAGCAGGAGAGGUUUGAGGCGAGGACAGCGAGCGCAGGGGGGAGGAGGGAGAGGGAGUACCACGGACAAACUGAGACCAUUACAAUGCAGCCCUCUUCCCAAAACCCAGACCCAGAAACUCAGGGGAGAGACACAGAAAUCCAAAGAGAUGAGACUCAAAGUGGUCUGGCCCAGACUGUCCAGCCUCCCUCACCCCCCCAACAACACAGCCCCUCACACAUACUGCAGGCAGCGUCUGCAGCCUCCCCGGCCCCCGAACCAGAGUCUCCCGUCACCAGGGAAACCAUUUCAGUCAAGCUGCUCACAUCUGUGCGACCCAGAGGUGGACUGAAGGGAGACCCUGCGUCCUUGUCGCCAGCUGCAAGUGGCCUAAACUCUCAGGAACAGCUGGUCAGCGAACACUGUUUUUCAGCACUUAACCUAUCAGAGGACGCGUCAGUAUGCACUCACAUAGCAGUGAUGGACCUGAUCUACUGGAAGGACACAGAGCGGACGGGGAUGGUGCUCACAGGGCUGGUGGUGGGCCUGCUGUCCCUGUUUCAGCUCAGCAUUAUCACUGUGGUCUCCACAGUCUCCCUGGCUGUCAUGUGCUUUACCAUGUCUGUGCGAAUCUACUACGACGUCCUGUCAGCCCUCAAAUGGGGUGACGGAGUACACCCCUUCAAGUAUUACUUGGACCUGGACAUCAGUUUGAGUGGAGAGCAGGCUGACCGCUACAUGCAGAAAGCCAUCGUCAUGACGUUGUCUGCAGUCGACACUCUGAAGAGACUAUUUUUUGUGGGAAACCUUUUUGAUUCUCUCAAGUUCCUGGUUCUGAUGUACCUGGUGACAUACUUGGGACAACUGUGCAAUGGCCUUACUCUGCUCAUCAUCAGUGUGAUCGCUGUCUUUUCUCUGCCACUUUUCUACCAACGGCGCCAGGAGGAAGUCGACGGCGUCGUUGGUAAAAUCCAGGCCCAUGUUGACAAUGUUAGGGACAUUCUGCAGAGACUCGCCCAUGGUGGUCCUCCCCCUGACCCAACUCCUGGUGGCGCCAAACCCAAAACCCAGUAAACACUCGUGGACAGGAUCUUAAAGAGAAGCUACCAGAGUUACAGGCUGUCACUCAGAUGUCUUAAUCGGCAGUCUGUUCUCAGUGCUCCAGAGAGCAGGGAAGGGAAGGGAAGUUACUUUAAACAACAAUAAUAGGGAACACGCAUGGUGUUGUAUACUCUACCUGUUUCUAAAUUGUGGGGUUGGAGGAGGGGGUUGAUUCGUACGUACUCGAGGUGAAAUGAAGGUGUAUGAACACUGAACGAGACUCUUUGCUGCUGACAUCGGAGAUAUUCUGAUGGAAAGAUUCAACAAUAUCAUGUGAGACCAUCAUUGAAAAUGUACUCUGUUUCUAAAAAUGUCAAGAAGUGUCUUAGAUCAUUGACAGCUGUGAUGCAAAUGUUGUACUGAAAAGACCAGAAUGGGGAUUUCUGCAAAUAAGCCGUGUGUGUGCUUCCCACUGACAGCUCCACAGCUCUAAUAAAUCAGUGGUUGAAGUGAUUUAGUUUAGCAAAAACAGGGGUCUCCAUAAUUCAUGGCAGCAUAAAACUGGCAAUUAGGAUGCAUGUGUCUAUGUGACAGCACAUGUACAGUAUAUUUCUGAAUGCAUCCAUCUUCAUGACUGUUUAUCUGUGCGUAUGCAAGUAUGAGUGUGUUUGCGAGUGUGUGUAAUUUAUGACAUACAGCCUGCUGAAUUGAAACUGUCACCUACAAGCUAUUAAAGACACAUUUCUUCUUUAUUUUCUACACUUUUUAUCCACAAAAGGCAUUAUUGUCCUUCACACAGUCCAUCGUUACUUUCUGCUCCAGUUUUCCUCACACUGCUUACACCACUGGGAGAAGUGAAACAUAAUAUUUAGAGAGCCAAGUGAGUAGUGAUCUUUAUCUUUUGCAAGAAGCCCGAUAGUGGAGAUGUAUCAUAAACGGUUUGAAAUUACAUGACAGGAAGUGACUGAGAAGCACUUGAGAUGUCAGUUAAUUUAUCACUGGAUGGAUUGAUGAUAAAAAUAAGUGCAAAGAUUUAGUAUUGAUAUCCUCUCUGAGCUCUUGAUGUGUCUAUCUCCAGCCUUGUAUGAAACAAUGUGAAGGAAUGUGGGAGUGAAAUACAGCAGGUGCCUUUCUAACUGCAGGUUUUAUUGCAUGAUUUCAUUCACGGUACUUAACAACAGCUUUCAUCAACAGCCUCCCUUAACAAGCCAAUGGUGUUUUGUAUGUGUAUAAUACUUGUGUGAUAGUAUAUGUGUACCAUGAGCAGGUAUCUUAUACAGAAUUGUAAGUAGAUCAAUUUUAGGAUUAAUAAAAUUAUUCAGGACACUGUACGGCUCAAGUUCACAUUUACCUUUUACAGCUGUUGUUCCUAUGCCUUAUUACUGCACAUUUUGUCUUUUAUUUAUUUAUUUUUUGUCCAUUUCCACCAGCCUCAGAUAUCCUCAGCUGCUUAAUAUUGGAGCUAGCUGCACACACUGGCCUCCUAUAGUAGUUUACAUCCCAAUAGAAAAUAGAAUACAGAUGGCAAAUAAAUCCAAAGUACUAUUUAGUUCACAUUACAGCAUUCAUAAUGUGUAAUUUAACUGUGACUCAUGUCAAAUUGCUCUUUACAGGGUAUUCAUACCACUUCAGCAUCUUAUUACAUAACAUACGCUGUUGAAGUGUCAAAAAUACUUUUUAAUUCUGUGUAGAUGGACUAUCCAAAUAAACAGUUACUUCAAACUGUACUAAAAGAAGCUCCAGUUUAUCUUGUCAAACCUACCAUUUCUUUGAAACCUUUCAGUAAAUUGAGAUGUUAUAUGCUAUGGGUUCUGCUGUAAUUUAUAGAACUACAGAUUGUGGCUUGG